UGGUGUGUAAUUUUGUGAAUAGGUUAUGUUGGAAAGAGUGAAUAAAAAGUUAAAAAGUAACAGUGUUGGUUAAUCAAGUUCUGUAUUCUGUCUGUGUUUUGUUUGCAAUAUUUCAAGAUUUUUCAAAAAAAUUAUGCUUUAAUAGAUCGUAAAAUAUUAAGUUUUGUAGUUUUUCUAAUAUGUUCAUAGAUUGUCAAUUCAAUUGAGUUAUCAAUUAUUUAACAAUGGAAGCCAACAUUGAAAACAAAGAUAUAAAUAAUGUUAAAGAUCCUUUGGAGGAGAAUGAAGAAAUUAUAAACAGUGAUAAUUCAAAUGUACAAGAAAAUGUUGAAGAAUCCAACAUUAUCGAGAAUGAUAAUCCUGAGAAUGACCAGGAAAAAGAAAUUGAUGAUGACGAGUUAGAUUCUAAGAAACCAGCGGAAGAUGUUGAUAGUAAAGUUGUAAGGCCUACUCGUUUACCCAUAUCUAGGAUAAAAUCUAUAAUGAAAUUCGAUGAAGAGCUAAAUGCUGCUUCUCAAGAGGCAGUGUUUAUUAUAACAAAGGCUACGGAGCUAUUCAUCGAAGAACUCAGUAAAGAAACGUAUCAAUUCACAUUGGCGAACAAGAAGAAGACUCUACAGAAGAAAGAUGUGGAGAAUGCAUUUUGGAGUCAGGAACAUUUCACAUUUUUGGAUGGAUGUUUUAAUGAAUAAGUGAGUUUUUAAUAUUUUGUAAAAUAAAUUGUACAUUGUUGAAAGUUAUAAUAUCAAAUCUGUCCAACCUUUUUUCAAGUAUUUUUAUGUAAGUAUUUUUACUGAGCACAAAAUAAAACUGUCUCAAAAUUCA
Molecule: messenger RNA, 825 nt
Organism: Nilaparvata lugens (brown planthopper)
Lineage: Eukaryota; Metazoa; Arthropoda; Insecta; Hemiptera; Delphacidae
Gene: PolE4
Product: DNA polymerase epsilon subunit 4
Exons: 2
Coding region: 225-692 (155 amino acids)
Cellular component (GO): epsilon DNA polymerase complex; nucleus
Molecular function (GO): protein heterodimerization activity
Source: RefSeq, a predicted model, not a curated record